GUUUGCGAUGGGAAUAGUAUUGAUGUAAACACGAGUUCGGGUUCAGUGAGGGGUCAGACACUCCAUGUCUUGAAUCGCAAAAUACAUCAAUUCUUGAAUAUACCCUACGCUGAGCCCCCUUUAGGCCUACUUAGGUUCGCACCUCCCCUACCACUCAACGCACCCAAACAGGAUAUAAUAGAUGGCACGAAAUUAGGUUAUAGUUGUAUUCAACGCAUUCAAGUUGGGGUUAAUACUAACGAAGAUUGUCUUGUAUUGAAUAUAUGGACAACAAAUGUGGACUAUAGCGAUGAUAGUCCGUCGCUAACGGUUCUCAAACCAGUGAUGGUUUAUAUAUAUGGUGGAGGAUUGAGUUUGGGCUCAAUAUUUAAUGAUCACUACAACGCGAGUGUUUUGGCCACCAAUGAUGUGGUUGUGGUGUCCGUUAAUUAUAGAGUCGGGCCGUUGGGCUUCCUAUACGGCGCCGAUCGGACAGCGCCCGGAAAUGCGGGCUUUUAUGACCAGUUAUUGGCACUCAAAUGGGUUAGGGAAAACAUUCACGCAUUUGGCGGAGAUAGGGAUCAGAUGACAAUCUUUGGCCAGAGCGCCGGCAGUUGGUCGGUGUCCGCACACAUACUCUCCCCGCUAUCCAAAGGCUUAUUCAAAAGGGCUAUUAUGCAAAGCGGUGCCCAUAUGUACAACAGAGACCGACCGGUGCUCAGCACUGUUGAGGCCCUGCAAAAAGCUAAACAAUUGGCCAAACGGUUGAAUUGCGAUCAAUACGACUAUAAAUGGUUAGACUGCAUAUGUUUUACAGACAUUGAACUAAUAGCCGGUGUGACCACAAAUGAGGGCACAACACUCGGGCACGGAUUAGUGCCGGAAAUGCGGGCACAACUCACGGAACCGUUGUUCCGGAAAGCGGUACACGAUUUGGGUAAUGAUUACCAUAAUAUAGAUGUGGACAAAGUGUGCGAUCAUUAUCUCAAAGAUGUUCACACAACUAAUUCAUCGCAACUGAAAACAGCGUUUCGGCUACUUUUGGGUGACUUAGGGAUCACUUGUCCCGCAUAUCAUUUUGCCAAGAAUUUGGCCGCAAAUGGACAUAGAGUUUAUUUUUAUCAGCUUAGUUUUCAAUGCAAACUAUUUGAUAGUUUAAGGGGCUGUAUGCCGGGGCACGUGUGUCACGGAGCGGACUUACAAUUGUGUUUUGGUCACCCCCUCAGACAACAGACACUUUUUUCUGAAACGGAAUACGAUUUCUCCAUUGAUGUGAUGAAAAUGUGGACUAAUUUUGCAAAGACUGGUUAA
Molecule: messenger RNA, 1290 nt
Organism: Medioppia subpectinata
Lineage: Eukaryota; Metazoa; Arthropoda; Arachnida; Sarcoptiformes; Oppiidae
Source: the annotation of a GenBank genome assembly